Messenger RNA from Astrephomene gubernaculifera, 1622 nucleotides. The record is from the annotation of a GenBank genome assembly. Lineage: Eukaryota; Viridiplantae; Chlorophyta; Chlorophyceae; Chlamydomonadales; Astrephomenaceae.
GGUGGUCGCAGCAGCGGUGCGGGUCUGCUGGCGGUACUGCGGUCCAUCAAGCACUUCUUCCUCCUAGAUCAGGGUGACGUGCUGGUGAGCAUCAUGGAGGUGGCGGACGAGGAGCUAUGCAAGCCCGCCAAGGCCAUCAACCGGACCCGCCUGCAGUCGCUGCUGGAGAUGGCUGUCAAGAUGUCGUCAGCUGCCGCCGACCCGCACGCCGACAGCUUGGGGUACGAGAUGGAUCCCCGCUCCCUGGAGUCGCUGGUGAAGGCGGCGGCGGUAGCGGCGGCCGUGGCAACAGCCUCUCCUGCCCGGCCAGAUGGAAGCACGGCAUCGUCCCUACCAGGGGCUCCCGACUCCCCGUACGCCACCCCCACGGCACGCGGCUGCCCCGGCUUCCGAGGCGCGGCGGGUGCGGGCGGGCGCCCGCUGCCGCCGCACACGCCGGGGGGCAGCCGGCUGCUGGGUCCGCGCGACCAGGACCUGCCGGGCUGGGAGCUGUACCUGCCCACCCUGAAGCUGGACUGGCCCGCCACACUGGUGGUGGGCGGCGAGGAGCUGUUGCAGUACCAGAUGCUGUUCAAGCACCUGUGGGGCCUCAAGCGCGUGGAGAGGCAGCUGGAGGCCACAUGGCUGCUGCUGCAGGGCACCAAGCGCCUAGCGAGGGCAGGCUCCGCGCUGUCCCCUCAAGCCGCGGCUAGGCGGCAGAAGCAGAUGGCGGUGGCUCACGCGCUUUGUCAGCAACUCCACUUCACCGUGCAAGAGCUCCUCCGGUACGGCACCCUGGACGUAUUGGAGCCGCUGUGGAACUGCCUGGAGGAGGGCGUCAUGCAGCGCGCUGCGGACGUGGACCAGGUCAUCGAGCUGCACCGCGACUUCCUGCGUCGCGCCACGGCGGGGCUGCUGCUAGACCAGCCGCGAGCGCUGCGCUGCAUGAUUACGCUGCAGCAGAGCGCAGCCGGGUUCGCGCGCCACGUGUCGGCGCUGUGGGACCGGCUGCAGGCGGGCGUGGAGACGUCGUCCAAGGCCACUCAGGUCACGGCUGCGGACAUCGCGGCGGAGCAGCAGCGGGCGGCGCAGCUCGCCGCAGCACUGGACGACCUGCAGCGCCUCAUGGGCGAGGCGACCGCGCAGGUGCAGGCGCUGGUGGCGGCGGUGCGAGACCACUACGAGCGGCUCAUGACGGGAGGGGCCAACGUGGGCGGGGCCGGGGCGGCCGGGGGUCUGGGUGCGGGGGCGUCACCUGGCGGCGCAGUGGCUGAGCUGCCGGAGUCGGGUGGUUGGGACCUGGAGGCGCUGCAGAACCUGGCGGAUAGACUGGACUUUGGCCGCCCUGCUGCGGGAACGCUGGGGGCUGUGCUGGCUGAGAUGGUCCGCGGAUGAGAGCGGAAACAGCGUGCAUGGCGCAGCUCCUGUUGGAUGCUGGGUGGGGCUUAUGAGUGGCGAUGAUAGUACGCACCAGAGUGCGGUGGGGUGGUUGGGGAUGAUGGGUUCCCUGGGUGAGGACUGCGAGCGAGCGGAAGCAUGUGGGCUUGGUGGUGCCUCAGGACUGCUUCCUGCUGUAUAGCGACUGGCUUGCUGUGGCCAAGAUGCAUGGGGGUUGGCGUCUCAGUCUCCAUGACCUGAGCAUG